Molecule: messenger RNA, 381 nt
Organism: Sporothrix schenckii 1099-18
Lineage: Eukaryota; Fungi; Ascomycota; Sordariomycetes; Ophiostomatales; Ophiostomataceae
Exons: 1
Coding region: 1-381 (126 amino acids)
Source: RefSeq, a predicted model, not a curated record
AUGCAAGCGGCAAAGCAGAACAAAAGCAGAGCAAAAGAAGAGAAGGAUAUGGCAAUCAGCAAAGGGUCAGGGCGAUCUUACCUCAUAGUUGCAGUAUCCGACGAUGACGGUGGAAGAUGCGAAAUCGUGGGUGCCAGCGGAGGCGAGACGAGAACGGUAGGCAGGGGAAGCUGGAGAGGCGGCGCUGCCGAGAGAGGUGUUCGGCCGUGUUGCAAAGCGGACGAAGAAUGGAGAGGAAAAAAGCCUGUGCAGCUGAAUGCAGAAUCCGGGAUGCUGCUGGCGGCGGUAGAUCUAGACUCUAUAUCGUGUGAGCGGUCGUUCCUUUGUGGCGUGAUGUUGGAAGAUGGAGACGAAUUCAUCGUCACCAAAAAAGAAACAUGA